UCCUUAUUGUAAAUGAAGGGAUUUUUUAUCAGUAAACUUUUCCAGCAAGAUGUUUUGCAUAAGACUAGUUGAAAUGUUUAAUCUUUGAUGCAUUUAACAUUGGUCGCUAUGAACCUGAAGCUCUGGAUGGUUGUCCAGAGGGGUAUAUGCAGAUGUCUGAACUUGGUCGACCAUUUAUUGGUGGUUCAUGGUGUGGACAUAGUACAGGAUAUGCUGUUUAUUAUAGUGAAACCAGCACUAUAACUGUCAGUAUUAAGGUGUUUCAUGCACCACUGAGGGCAGCUACUGCAUUUGAAUUUAAAAUUCGAUUCAAAUUUAUUUCACAAAGUGAAGCUGUUGUAAGAUUUGGGUCAGCAUCAAAACCAUUAGAACGUGGUAGAGUUUCUCCAGGUACUUAUUGUACACGCCAAUUUGAAGAGUGUUAUAGGAAAACAUGUCGUCUUCAAAGUCCAAAUUAUCCUGGCAUGUAUCCUCGAAAUGUUACAUGUUACUGGAGUUUAAGACAGAAAGCUGUACCUACUUGCAAGCAUGCCAUGGUUUCAGUGAAACAGAAUCUUGAACAAAAGGUGCAAAUGAAAAGAUCAAUUUCAGCAAGCUUAAACAGAACUAGCAAGGUUUUGCGCACUUGGCAAGACUGCACUGGUGAAAGAGAUUAUCUCAUAUUUUAUGAUGGGACCUCAACAGAUGAUCCAGUUCUUAUAAAAUACUGUGGCGGAGAUUGGUUGCCCCAGAUAGUUUCUAGAGGCCCUGAAAUGCUGGUGGCUUUUCAUUCUUCUCCUUACAGUAUACCUUUACAUGCAUCAACACCGAUGAGAGGGUUUGAGUUAGAUGUUGAUAUUAUUUUUUCGGAUUCAUAUUCCUUGGAUUUCUCAUCAGAUCCAAAAGCAUGUAUAUUUCACAUUAAUGCUUCUGAUCCAGAUGGUGUCAGUAUUGAACUGAAACGUGGUCGAAUGGGAAAAAUUUUGAGUCCUAGACAUACUUUACCUCCAAAUACAACAUGCACUUAUAGAUUUCAUGGCCAAGAGAAUGAUUUGAUAUGGUUGUAUUUUGUUAAUUACAAUAAUCAUUUAUUGAUCCCACCAAAGUCCAGUAAUGAUUCCAACUCAAAGACAAUAUAUGCUAAACCCUUACCUGUUUGUCUUACUCGAUUGAAAAUUUGGGAUGGUAAAGGUAAAGAAGACCCAUUAUCUCAAGUAAUUGCUGAUCAUUGUGACAAUGAUACUCCUAAAAUGUGUGACCAUAUAUCACUUAGCAAUCAAACUCGCAUUACAAGACCUUGUACAAUAGCUGAAAGUUAUAUAAGUACUGGUAAUGAAAUGGUUAUUCAAACACACACUCAUCAGGGUACAGCAUUACAUCAGAGCACAUUCAAAAUUAUUUAUGAGUUUGUUGAUACCAGAUUGCCAGGUGAACCAUGGAUUGGUCGAAAAGAAGAUAAUUUUUCAAGCAAAUGUUCUAGAGUUUUUAGAAAUAAGAAAAAGGGUACUGUUGGAUUGCCCAGGAAUGUCUUUAUGUACGGUCGCGGAGGUGCCAGUAAUUUAAGCUGCUUGUAUAGAUUUGAAGCUCCAGCUGGUGAACGAAUUCGAUUAGAAAUAAACAAUAUUUCGUUUGGUAAAAAUUUGGAAUGUUAUACAGACUCAGAUUUUCAUGUAAACCGUCCAAAAUGUGUGUAUUUAAAUGAUAGUGAGUCUAAGGGACCUGAACUUAAUCUUUAUGAUAUACAUUGGAAUGAUUUUCGUCUUCACAAGGCUUGCAUAUGUGAUAAUGCUACUUUGUUUGAAACAAGCAAUUCGCCAAUAACAUUUCAGUCAUCUUCCAAUGUUAUGGAAUUACGUUUUGAUGCAAAUAAACUAAAUAUUUCAGAGGAUUUUUUAGAUAUAUUCUUUCAAGUAACAUAUAAAAUGAUACGUGUACCGGACUGUUCAAGAAAUCAACAUUUAACUGGCCCUGGAGGCGAGGUACAUGUUACUUGGCCUCCUCAAUCAAGGCAUGAAGUAAAUUGUGAAGGUAUCCCCUGGUUGCUGGAAGCACAACAUGAUAAAAGUUUAUUUAUUUUAACUUGGGGUACUCAAUUGAUGUUAAAUCCAACACCAGAAGAUCACUCUAAAUGUCCUACUAAAAAUCGUUUCAUUGUGUUCACGGGGAAGCCUCCAAGGCCUGUGCAAAUAAUUUGUCCUUCGGAGUUGCGAUCUCCUCAAUUUUUGCUUUACUUAUUCAGUGAUGAAUUAAAUACUGCCAAUACUGAACAAAUGCCUUCAAUAAAUAAGCAAACUGCCCAUUAUAUUCUAGUAGAACUGAUUGUCCGAGAGGCUGGUGCUAUUACGUUUAAUUGGUUAGAAAUAUCUAGAACAAAGAGUUCUUUGCUAAAACAAUUAGAUUUGCCAGCAAAUUUAACCGUGAACGAUACGCAAAACAUUUAUCCUCGUGAAGAAGAAUGUGCUUAUAAAUGCCCCGAGAUUGAUGCCUGUAUUGGAUCCAAUCUUUGGUGUAAUGGGGUUGUGAAUUGUCCAUCAGGUUUUGAUGAAUUUGAGAUUAAUUGCGGACAUGCUUCGAAUAUAUUUAAUUAUCUUCCCGGUGGUUUGUUUGCCAGUAUAGCCUGCGCUUCAGCUGUAGCAGUGGUUUGGCUGUUAUACUUAAUAUUAGUAAUAGCGAGGCGAAACAAUAAACUGAGUAAGAAAAAAAAUCUUGGAAAAUUAAUCGAUAAGCGAACGGUUAAAGAAGAAAAACUGCACACACCGAAAUCCUGACGGCAGCCUCCAAACUCUGUCGAAUAUAUUCAUGUCGACAGAGAAACUACAGUGUGAUCUAUUAAAAAUAGAACUUGGACAUUUAAAUUAAUGUAUCUGAGUUUAAAAUAUUUUUAAAUCUCUUAGG
Ctenocephalides felis (cat flea) is the source of this 2874-nucleotide messenger RNA. RefSeq lists its product as uncharacterized. The transcript is spliced from 7 exons. Bases 147 to 2747 code for a protein of 866 amino acids. The record is from RefSeq and is a predicted model, not a curated record. NCBI's taxonomy places the organism in Eukaryota, Metazoa, Arthropoda, Insecta, Siphonaptera, Pulicidae. Gene Ontology annotation, cellular component: plasma membrane.